This is a messenger RNA of Zychaea mexicana, 1467 nucleotides long. RefSeq names its product major facilitator superfamily domain-containing protein. The record is from RefSeq and is a predicted model, not a curated record. Gene Ontology annotation, cellular component: membrane. Lineage: Eukaryota; Fungi; Mucoromycota; Mucoromycetes; Mucorales; Lichtheimiaceae. Gene Ontology annotation, biological process: monosaccharide transmembrane transport. Bases 1 to 1467 code for a protein of 488 amino acids. The transcript is spliced from 4 exons. Gene Ontology annotation, molecular function: hexose transmembrane transporter activity.
AUGUUCUAUUGUGUCCUUAUGGCAACUUUGGGGUCCUUUUCAGUCGGUUGGACCAUUGGCUCGCCAAACGUUCCGGGCGAGAUUACCCAUAAUUGUCCUACUGGCAAUGCUCAUAUCAACAAUCCACAGCUCCCAGACUGUUUACCCAUGGACACGACCCUCUGGGGUUUUGCUGUAUCAUCGUUUUGUGUGGGUGCUUUGAUAGCAGGCUUUUUUGGUGGCCAUAUCCAAACAAAAUUAGGUCGUAAGUUGGCAAUCCGGUAUAACACGAUUCCAUGGGUUAUCGGCUCCAUCUUAAUGGGUGCUGCAGCGCAUAAUGCCAUGUUUAUCAUUGGUCGUUUGAUUACGGGUUUUUCGUGUGGAUUGGGAUCGGUUUGCAUACCAACGUAUAUUGGCGAGACAUCCACAAUUCGUGCGCGUGGUGCCAUGGGAACUUGUCACCAGUUUUUUAUUGUCUCUGGUAUCUUGCUCGCAUCCGUUAUUGGCUUACCCACAUCCACUGUGCCCUUGUGGCGUCUAAACUUUGCAUUGGUGGGCAUCCCUGCUAUUGUGCAGUAUUUUCUUACUUACACCAUGGUCGAAUCGCCUCGCUGGCUCGUGUCUCAGAACCGCAUCGAUGAAGCACGCUACUCGCUCGCGCGCUUGCGCGGUAAAAAGGCUAACAUUGAUGGCGAGUUUUAUGAAAUCGUCGAGUCGCAAUUGGGCUCUGCUGCAGCUGCCUCGGUGGCUCACAGCCCAGACAACACCAUGAAGCCUAUUACCCAAGCACAACGCGCCGAAGGCGAGGACGAAGAGGAUGCACUCAGACCAACGCACGACGAUGACGCAGUUGGCCCAUUCUCUGACGAAGCGAGCGAACAAGUCAAUCGCCAAGACGCAUUGAAUCAUAUCCAAGUAUUCAAGGAUCCAUUGAUUCGUCACGUUACGCUUAUCAUUCUGUUCUUGCACUUUAUGCAACAGUGGAUUGGUAUGAAUGCAGUCAUCUUUUAUUCGACGACCAUUUAUGCCGAGGCCUUUGACCAGAGCAUGUCGCAAUAUAUGGCGAUUGCUACAACAGGCGUCAACUUUGUUGCCACGCUGCUUUCGGUGCUGUUAGUGGAUCGCAUGGGCCGCAGGGCACUACUUUUGAUUGCUGAGUUUGGUUGUACCCUCUUUUCAAUGCUGCUGGUGAUUGGCUACGCUCUCCAUAUUCCUGCAUUGCUUGUCGUUUCCGUGUUCCUCUACGUCGCGUCGUUUGCCGUUGGUGUUGGUCCCAUUCCCUGGAUGAUUACAUCUGAACUGACGCCGACAUAUGCCAACUCAGCCGUGAGUUCACUUGCAACUGCCAUGAACUGGUCAAUGAACUUUGUUAUUGGUCUGGUGUUCCCUCUUAUCUUUGAGAAAAUUGCAGGCUACACUUUCUGUAUCUUUAUCGGCGUUGGUAUCGUCGCUAUGUUUGUUACGGCCAUAUUUCUGCCAGAGACGUAA